GUUGGGUUACCAACCAUGUAUGGCUUCUUCGUCAGGGAUAUCAGUAUCUGUAUUAUAAGUGCUAUCUAUUCUUAGAUGACACUUCGGCUGGACUGACCAGAGCCCGGGGUUUUCCUGGCAUAAAGGAGAGACAAAAUGUCCUUCAGUGUGACUCUCAAUGGAUCUGGACCAUGGGGCUUCCGUCUGCAAGGAGGGAAGGACUUCAACAUGCCUUUGACCAUCUCCAGGAUCACCCCUGGCAGCAAGGCAGCCCAGUCUCAGAUGAGCCAGGGAGAUAUGGUGGUAGCCAUUGACGGCGUCAACACAGAUGGCAUGACCCACCUAGAGGCCCAGAAUCUGAUCAAAUCAGCAAACUACAACCUGAAUCUUACUCUUCAAAAAUCAAAACGUCCAAUUCCGAUGUCAACAAGCAUCCCAAGGAUCGAUUCUCCCAUGCCCGUGAUCCCUCAUCAAAAGGUGGUAACCAAUCCUGUGACCAACACCGAGUAUGUGGAACGUUUCAACCCCAACGUCCUGAAGGAUUCUGCUCUGUCCACGCAUAAACCCAUAGAGGUGAAAGGCCCCGGGGGCAAAGCCACCAUCAUUCAUGCCCAAUAUAACACCCCCAUCAGCAUGUAUUCUCAAGAUGCUAUCAUGGACGCCAUUGCAGGCCAAGCUCAGGCCCAGGGUGGUGAAUUCGCUGGUAACCUUCCUGUUAAAGAUCCUCAUGUAGACAGUGCGUCUCCAGUCUAUCAGGCUGUGCUUAAAACUCAAAACAAGUCUGAAGAUGAGCUGGAUGAUUGGAGCCGCCGAUCUUCCAACUUGCAGUCAAAGUCCUUCCGAGUCCUUGCUCAGAUGACAGGAACUGAGUACAUGCAAGAUCCAGAUGAAGAUGCCUUGAGAAGAUCAAGUGGCAAGAAACAUGUUGCUGUGGCGACUGAAAACAGUACCCCUGUUGAGCAUGAGCCUGUGUCUAUCAGCUGCGCUCCUUCUGCUAUGCCUGCUGCUUCGGCCAGUCCGUCGUCGUCUUCUGCUGUUGCUGCUGCUGCUUCUCACAGUGGUGUCCAUCGGAUGACGCUGCUGCCAGCUUCUAUUUCAUCUGGAGCUUAUGACUCCAUCUCAUCCUCCUGCCAAAGCUUCCACCAUCAAGCUUCGACUUCCAUCUCCUACCAGUCCCGCAAGAGAGGCCAAGCCUACACUUCAGCCCCAGCUCCCCAUGGCCCAGCUCCCCAUGGCCCAGUUCCCCAUGGACCGGCUCCCCAUGGACCAGCACCCCAUGGACCAGCUCCUUACACAGGCUACAGUGAAGCCCCAGUGCCUGCUCCGAAGCCAAGAGUUGUGACCACUGCAAGCAUAAAGCCCUCGGUCUAUCAUCCAGCAGCUCCAGCACCCGCGCCACCAUCGGUGUCCACACAUACCUAUAUUCCAAGCCAAGUUGAACCUGCAAGUCGUCCCCCAUGGGUGACGGAUGACUCCUUCUCCCAAAAGUUUGCUCCUGGGAAAAGUACAACCACCAUCACCAAGCACAUUCUGCCAAAGGGUGCUCCGGUGCCUCCAUCUUCUGCCCCACCUCCCUCAAUUCCUGCAUCCAUCCAGGCUCCUGCUAUCGCGCGGGGAACAAUCCAAAGAGCAGAACGCUGCCCCGCCAGUAGCCGAGCUCCGCUCUGUGGACAUUGUAAUAGCAUCAUCAGAGGGCCCUUCUUGGUAGCCAUGGGUCGCUCUUGGCACCCUGAGGAAUUCUACUGUGCUUAUUGCAAGACCUCUCUGGCUGAUGUGGGCUUUGUUGAAGAACAGAAUAGCGUCUACUGUGAGCGUUGCUACGAACAGUUCUUUGCCCCGACUUGUGCCAGAUGCCAUACCAAGAUCAUGGGGGAAGUGAUGCAUGCUUUGAGGCAAACUUGGCACACCACUUGCUUUGUUUGCGCCGCCUGUCGGAAGCCAUUUGGAAACAGCCUCUUCCACAUGGAGGAUGGAGAACCCUACUGUGAGAAAGACUAUGUUGCCUUAUUCAGUACCAAAUGUCAUGGAUGCGACUUCCCCGUUGAGGCUGGAGACAAGUUCAUCGAAGCCCUUGGUCACACCUGGCAUGAUACAUGCUUCAUUUGUGCUGUCUGCCAUGUCAAUUUGGAAGGUCAACCGUUUUAUUCGAAGAAAGAUAAACCUCUGUGCAAGAAACAUGCCCAUGCCAUCAAUGUCUAAAGAAAGAUCCGGCAAAGGAAUAAUGAAGUAAAAAGUGUGGAGGUUGAUUCAACAGAUUAAAAUAUAGAUCACUAUGGAUUUUUGAGGAUAGGGAAGGGAGAUCAUAAAUUAUGGACACUUUGAAUUACGCUUUUGUGUGUGCAGUUCUGUUUCUGGUGCACAAAAGUGUGAAUGCAUAUUCAUAGCUUGACAGCCAACUUGGGCUGCAAAUGCUUGAACAAAAUGAACAAAAUAAGGGGGCAGUUUCUAUGUAACUAUAUUUAGGAUAGGCUUACCCUAGCAGAAAUAUUACUGUUAAAAAAAAGAAUCCUUUCUUAGUAUUAUAAUACAGUUUAAAAGUGCCAAAUUACACAAAGUAAUUUAGAGUCAUAGUCCAUUGUGAUGAGUCAAUUAAUUAUUUCCUACCAAUAGAGAGAUAUUCCAUUGUUAUAUGUCAUGCCUCUUCUUCACAUUACUUAGAUGUGGCAUAACUUUUAGGUUUAAAAAAAUCGUAGGCCAGAUAGAAUUAACUAAAAACAAACCAUGGACUAACCCAAUCAAAGCUUGAAUCCAAACACAACUCAAAACCCCUCUGGUAAUUCUCCCUAAUUGCCAGGUUUUCUUGUAUAUAGGUGUGGUUUUCCUGGAUUUAAAAAAAUAUGCUUUUACCGAGCUGGUAAACUUUGGGGAUAAUAUCAGACCCCCAGUAAUCGUGAAUGGCUCUUCCUAAGUUUCAUUCCUGUAUUGGCUACAUCCCUCUAGAACAGGUGUCUCCAACCUUGGUCCCUUUAAGAUUUGUGGACUUCAACUCCCAGAGUCAAAGCUGGCUGAGGAACUCUGGGAGUUGAAGUCCACAAGUCUUAAAGGGACCAAGAUUGGAGACCCCUGCCCUCGAGUAGAACUGUUAGAAGAUGAUUUUCAAAGGACUCUGGAUGUGUGUGGACCUUGAGCUUCUGAUCGUUGGUAGGAAAGUUGGGCAAAAUGAUGAGAAGAAUUGUAUGGAAGAGUGAAGAGUUAACUCAGAGUAUCAGUUGUCUUCCAUCUGCCAUUGUGGAAGGAAGGAGAAAGUGUUGGGUUGUAGAUUUACCGUACCAUUGUCACUAUCAAGCUAACCGACCAUGGGGGAAACACAUAUGUAAGAAAUUUCUUCAAGGAUGAGACCCUCCAAGUUGCUUGAGAUUACUUGUAGUGGGUAGUAGAAGCUUUAGUCUUUGGAUAUCUGGAAGUCAACCCUUUGCUUUCAAUUUGAGACUCUUUGCCAACUGAUGGAUAUGGAUUUGGCUGGAUAAUCCAUCAGGAACACUUACUUCGAGUUCUUGAAAGCUCUUACUCGUAACAGCAGUAAUAGGGAAGGUGGUAAUUUCUUUUUUGUUGAGGGUUAGGAAAAGUUAUAUUAUAAUUGCAGCUACAAAAAAAUAUAGAGACGGGGAGAUAUCCAGAUUUUUUUUUUUCUUUGUUUUCAAGAAUGUAACUUUUUGUUUGGUUAAAGCUGGUGCCAUUCGGGCAGACCUUGAACGAGAAACUUGCGAUUCUUUAAAGACGGUGUCUCUAAAGUGUGGUUGUGUUUGCUGCUACAAGAAAAAGAAGCCUGCAAAAUCUUGAGUAGUUUUCCUUUUUUUUUAAGUUUUUGAACAAAUGCUAUUUAGGAUUUCUGCAAUUAUUUACUUUUUGAUGUUUUUGUCCUCUUGUGUUGGGCAGCCUGUAUUUAUUCUGGCUAGCAUUUGGGUAUUUAAUCCUUUAGCAUCAGGUAAUAGUUUAUAUACGGUGAAGCCACUGGCUUAUAUCUGCUCAGAUAAGCAGCCUAAAUUUAGACUCAUUCUAUGUCAACAUUGUUAGGCGCUCAUUUGAAUGAGCAACACUGUCAUAAAGAUAAAAAGCCAUUUACUCCGGUAGAAUAUGUUCCAACAUGGAAGCUUAUGAUUUCUUAUUUAAAACAAUGUACAAUAUUUAUUAUUCAUUUGGGGAAAAAAAAACAAGAGGGAAGAAGAACGCAGUUUGAUUUUCAUAACGUUUGUUGUUUGACUGGAAUCCCGACCUCAUUCAGGCUAAAAGCUAAAAUAAAAGCUGCAUUAUAACCAUG
Molecule: messenger RNA, 4237 nt
Organism: Ahaetulla prasina
Lineage: Eukaryota; Metazoa; Chordata; Lepidosauria; Squamata; Colubridae
Gene: LDB3
Product: LIM domain binding 3
Exons: 17
Coding region: 136-2178 (680 amino acids)
Biological process (GO): muscle structure development; actin cytoskeleton organization; heart development
Cellular component (GO): stress fiber; adherens junction; Z disc
Molecular function (GO): actin binding; muscle alpha-actinin binding
Source: RefSeq, a predicted model, not a curated record